Aspergillus puulaauensis is the source of this 819-nucleotide messenger RNA. Its product is annotated as SDR family NAD(P)-dependent oxidoreductase. Lineage: Eukaryota; Fungi; Ascomycota; Eurotiomycetes; Eurotiales; Aspergillaceae. Bases 1 to 819 code for a protein of 272 amino acids. The record is from RefSeq and is a predicted model, not a curated record. The transcript has 3 exons. Gene Ontology annotation, molecular function: oxidoreductase activity, acting on the CH-OH group of donors, NAD or NADP as acceptor.
AUGGCCGGAAUUCCAGGACUACUCGCGGGGAAAGUCUCGAUUGUCACGGGCGCCUCCUCGGGUCUAGGGCGCGCAAUUGCACUGGCAUUUAGUAACCAUGGGGCAACCGUCGUCUGCGCAGACCGCGAUGCGUCGAGUAAGGGCCAUGACGAGCCGACAGACAAGCUCAUCCGCUCCGGAGGUGGUCAGAGUCUAUUUGUUCCUACUGAUGUCACAAAGGCAGCCAGUGUCAAGGAUCUGGUCGAAGCGGCGACGGACCAGUUCGGGCGCAUGGACGUCAUGGUCAACAAUGCAGGUGUUGCCCCGGAGGCAUCGGAACCGCGCCCAGUGAAUGAAACGAGCGAAGAGGUCUUUGACUCGACGUGGCAGGUUAAUGUGCGCGGCGUGUUUCUCGGCUGCAAGUAUGCCGGCGCGCAGAUGCUGAAGCAGCCAAAGCUUCCAGGCCAUCACAGUGCUGGUAGUAUCAUCAACCUCUCGUCGGUCCUGGGCGUUGUUGGGCUUUCGGGGACACCGGCGUAUGCAGCCUCGAAGGGAGCAGUGGUGGCUCUGACGCGCACUGUGGCCAUGGACUACGCUCCGCAUGGAAUUCAUUGUAACUCGAUCCUGCCGGGAUUUACGCGGACACCUAUGAUCGCUUCGAUGAGUGAGGAUGGCGAGAUGGAGAAGACACUGAUCGACUGCCACCCGCUACAGCGCAUCGGCGAGCCGGAGGAGAUUGCGAAUGCUGCUGUCUUCCUGGCGGGCCACUAUUCGAAAGGAAUAACCGGUGUGAACCUUUCGGUCGACGGGGGGUUGCAUGCUCAGUUGCGGCUGAAAUAG